Pistacia vera is the source of this 1664-nucleotide messenger RNA. Its product is annotated as F-box protein At5g49610-like. The transcript is spliced from 2 exons. The record is from RefSeq and is a predicted model, not a curated record. NCBI's taxonomy places the organism in Eukaryota, Viridiplantae, Streptophyta, Magnoliopsida, Sapindales, Anacardiaceae. The coding region runs from base 128 to 1267 and encodes 379 amino acids. Gene Ontology annotation, molecular function: protein binding.
UUCAAAACCAGGAGACAGCGACUUGCAUAACACGCUGAAAUUUUCUCACCAUAAAUACUCUCUGUUUCUCUCUUCGCUUGCGACGUUUUUCAGUCUUCAUCUCUUCGCUUUCACAGUUGUAGGUGUAAUGGAGAUUAUACAGAAUAACAAGACAGUGGAAGAAGUCUUUCAUCACGAAUAUAAGUCUGAUUUUGAAUAUCAUCAACCUAUGAAAACAAGGUUCUACCUUGAGCCGAAGGAUUGUCCACCCCUGGAAGAGGUCAUAAAGCAGCAUGCUCUUCCCUUCCUACCAGCAAAAUCGCUUUGCAGGUUCAGAGCUGUUUCUAAAGAGUGGAACCGGUGGAUAAGUAGUCCUUUUCUGGCUCACAUGCAAACUACCCACUUUAAAGAUAUUUCUGGCCUUCUUUGUCAGUCUCCUUAUUCAGACCCCUCCUUCAUCUCAUUCAAUCGAGAUGCUUACAGCAUUCCCAGUCCCUCCCUGGAGUUCUUGCCUGAACGUGUUUGUAUCAGAGCCGCAUGCAACGGAUUGGUAUGCUGCCAAAGCCGUAAUGAUGAGUUUGUCUACUACAUGUGCAACCCUGUGACUGAGGACUGGGAAGUGCUUCCUGAGCCAAAUUUGUGCCAUACUCCUGAAACAGCAAUAGCACUUGCAUUUGACCCUACUGCACUGAACUUUUCUGCAAAUUAUUGGAUUGUGUGUGCUGUCCCUGUUACUUUAAAUGGUUUCUCAGUUUUGUUUUUUGAGAUUUACUCAAAGAGCUCAAACUCUUGGAGGGUUGCUGAUACAAUAUGCGGUGAACCCAUUGCCUUGAAUCUGAGUCGUAAUGGGUUCUACAUGAAGAACGUUGUCUAUUGGAAGACAUUAACUGGUCCAGUUCUAGCUUUUGAUUUGAAGAACGAGCUCUAUGGGAUUUUGCCACUCCUUUCUAGCAUUGAAUCACAUGGUGCUAUGAUGCAGAUGUAUGGGGAAUUGUGUUACAUCCUUCCUCAAAUACAAGAUGGAAAAUGCAUGUUAAAUGUUUAUGGCAAUAUGGCUAUGAGCCUGAAGUGUGUAAUUCCUCUUAAAUCUGAAGUUGUGGGGGAAACAGUUUCCAAUUGCCGUGUUUUGACAUGUGUUAAUGAUGACAUGUUGAUAAUUUUGCUCCCAAGGAGGGUUAUUGCUUAUCAUGUGAGAGAACAGAAGGUGGAAUUGUUAAGUGAGGAGAGGACUGAAGAUUUUGAGACUUUUCUGCCUUAUAUAAAUAGCCUUGUGACUGUGCACAGGUAGCUGCGUAACCAGAUUUCAUUGCGAGUUCCACUCUCUGGAAGUUUUGGACGAUGAUUUUUGGAAAUUCCAACUAGAAACUCCAGAUUAGUUGUGGAAUUUAGAUCAUGAACUACUAUUCAAAGUUUAGGACUAGAUGAAGCUUUAAUUUUGAUGUCGUCUUUACUUUGUUUGAGCCCAGUGAUGUUGAACCAUGAUGUUUAUAAAUCUUGUGAUAUUGAACUAUGAUGUUUCUAAAUCUUGUGAUAUUGAGCUAUGUUGUUUCUAUAUCUUUGAAACAUUGAGAAAUGGAAUCUUCUUCAAUUUUUAGGUUCUGUUCAGAUCAAUUGCUGUGACUAUAGUUGUGAGAUGUUAUAAAUGGUUUCUUGUUCAUUGUGAUAACUGUGGUUAGUUUUCGAAG